AUGCGGUACAUUUCAUCUACACUGACAUUUCUCUUCCUCUUUCUAUUCUGCACAGUAUCCACGGCCUGGGAUCUCCCAUCUCUCUCCUCCCGCAAGCGCAUCCCGCAACCACUAGUCGACACUCUUCAAGCACGGAACGAGCGGAGGGUAGACCCUGCGAGACUUCACGAGUGGAUUGGCAAACAGGAGCCUCUACAAGGGGCAGCGAUGGCUUCGAAGCAGAGUAAAGCACAGGGCGGCAGCGGCGACCCCAUCAUCUCUGAUGUCUUGCCCAAGACCCGUGGCAUCAAUAUCUUUGCAUCUCUUACUCGGCAGUUCGAGUCUGUGGAGGGACGACUGAAUGACCCGUCGCAGAAUGUAACCGUCCUUGCUCCCCGCAAUAGUGCUAUUCAAGACCUCCCGCGCAAGCCCUGGGAGAACCCACAAGAUUACGAGCAGUUUGGUGAGGCGAAGGCAUAUGAAGGAGAUGAAGGACAAGAUCGUGCGAAGCGAAAUCUCGAGCGGUUUGUUACAGCCCAUAUUGUGGUUCAGAGUCCGUGGAAGGAAGGAGACGAGGCCGAGACUCUAGGGGGUGAUAAGCUGACUUGGAGAAAAGAUGGGGAUCACAUAUAUAUUGAGCCUAGUGGCAUACAGGUUGAUACUAUUGCUGAGCAGGUCUCGAAUGGCGAGGUGUGGGUAUUGAACGGUGUUAUCAAUUACACUCAGUGA
Molecule: messenger RNA, 708 nt
Organism: Aspergillus calidoustus
Lineage: Eukaryota; Fungi; Ascomycota; Eurotiomycetes; Eurotiales; Aspergillaceae
Source: the annotation of a GenBank genome assembly